Molecule: messenger RNA, 2433 nt
Organism: Rosa chinensis
Lineage: Eukaryota; Viridiplantae; Streptophyta; Magnoliopsida; Rosales; Rosaceae
Product: zinc finger protein 91
Exons: 1
Coding region: 522-2171 (549 amino acids)
Source: RefSeq, a predicted model, not a curated record
UCUCCUCCAACUCCAACACACACACAAAAAUACUAAGAGAGAGAGAGAGAGCGAAACAGAAAGGAGAAGAAUCAGUCAUGGUUGAGCUGUUUUUUACAGGCCUCUUCAUCGCCAUCAUUACCGACCCAUUUCUCAGAUUUUUGAUCUUUUCAAUUAAUGCCCCCAUAAAUUUUUUCAGCUCCAAUUGAGAAAAGGGCUUCCAUUUGAUGUGCGGGGAAGAAUUUAGAGGGUCCCUACUCUUUGUGGGUCGGAUCUCGUACCUCACAAAACUGUCACAUCUCUGAACUCUUCGAUUCUCAUCUGCUCUCCAAAGAAAAGCACCAAGCUUUGUGAUCCGUGCUCGAUCUGAGUCCCUCCUCUGCUUUCUCUGCCAUUUGGGUUCUCCUUUCUGCAACAAACAAGAUCAUGGGAUGGAAUGUAGCAUAGAACUGUAGCACAUUCGAGGUAAGGCUAGCCAGCUGGGUUUUGAUUUGGUUUACUUGUCUUGUGUUGUGUUGUGGUAGUUUCGAGUAUUGAAAAACAUGGAAGAGGAUCAGAACCAGCACAAGAAAUUCGUGUGCAAGUUUUGCAACAGGAGAUUCCAAUGUGGGAAGUCACUUGGUGGUCACAUCAGGACCCAUUUGAACAAGAAACCAACUCGGGAAAAAGAACAGGAGAUGGAAGAAGACGAGUUUGCUAGAGUUACUAGGACUGCAAAGCUUUUGUCUUUGGAUUCCGGGCCGGAAGGGCAAUCCGGUUAUCGUCUCAGGGAGAAUCCCAAGAAGACUUGGAGGUUUGCCGAUCACAAAGUCCCGAGUUUUCAAUUCCAGCAGGAGAAAGUGUGCAAGGAAUGUGGGAAAGGUUUUCCAUCGCUGAAAGCUUUGUGUGGUCACAUGGCUUGUCACUCGGACAAGGAGAGAAAGCUUGAAGAGUUUUCGGAGACUAGUGAGAAGCAGAAGCUGGUGAUGGAUAGUCAGUCUGAUACUGAGACCUCUUCAGCUCCAACAAAGCAGAGAAGGGUGCUGAAGAGAAUGAGGGAGAACAAUUUUGAAGUUCAUCAUGGUGGUUGUUCAUCUGGUUCUGGAGUUGAGCAAGAACAGCAGGAAGUGGCUAUUAGUUUGAUGAUGUUGUCUCGUGAUUCGGGUUAUAAAGGGGGUCUGAAUUCGUUUGGUGAGUCUUCGGAUAACAACUCGGUGAUUCUAGAGGGCAAGUCAUCUUCUAUUGAUAUGAGAAUUAGUACUAAGAGAGGUCUGAGUUAUGCUGCUAAAGUGAAUGAUGUUAUGGACUUGAAGAGAGCAAGAGAGAAAAAGUUGAACUAUGAGGAGGUUACUGUUUCUGACAAUUCUGAUUCUGGGUACUAUAUACAUGAACCCAAGAAGGUUGAAUCAGAUGUUUCUGUAGAUGGGUUUGUGAGGAAUGGUGAGUUUAAGAAGUAUAGAGCUGAAUUCGGAUCCGGGUUUGGGCGCUAUGAGUCCUAUGAUGUUAAAUCAAGAAGGGCGUUUAGCAGCAAGUCUGAAAUGGUGAAGAAAUUGCCACGAGAAGAAGCUUAUGAACAAGGAGAUAGGGGUUCUUUAAAGUAUGCCUUGAGAAAAUCCACCAAGAAUGGCUUUCACAGACCAUUUACUAGCGGCUCUUCCAGUGUAGAAGCCUACAAGAAUGUUAGAAAGAGCAGCAAAUAUGAGUGCUUGACUUGUAACAAGACCUUCCAUUCUCAUAGAGCUCUUGGGGGUCACAGAGCAAGUCAUACAAAGAGCAAUGGCUACUCCGAGUCUAUGUAUGAAAGUGGAGAAAACAGCGUAGACAGUGAUGAGUCUCCUAUUCCAACACCUGAGAGUCAGCUUGUUGAGCACAAUAAGCCUUACAAAGGCAAAACCCCAAUUAACCAGGACUUGGGUGCAAAGAGAAAUUCAGGGUCUAAGAGAAGCAAGGGGCAUGAGUGCCCAUUCUGCUUCAAGGUUUUCAAGUCGGGCCAAGCUUUAGGUGGUCACAAAAGGUCCCAUUUUGUUGGAGGCUGUGAAGUCAAAACUGUGGUACUUGGACAAGAGCACCAGCAUCCGGAAGAAGAAGAAGAAGAAGAACAUGAACUUGAAGUCCCUGAAAAUGAGGCUGAAAUCCCUACUCUAUUUGAUCUUAACCUUCCUGCUCCUAUGGAGGAAGAAGCAAAUGGGAAUUUUGAGUACAUGUCAUGGUAGAGUUGAGCUUGGAAGAAGUUAGAAGCCACAACAAGAUCGAAUUUUUGGUGGGUUUUAUCAUCUGUUACUUAACAGCAGUACUUUCUGUCACUCUUCUGUAAUGAUGCAAAUGCAGGACAGUAUAGACAUUGAAACUUUUUGUUUCCCUUAGGCCACAGAUUCAAGGGGUGGAGGUAAUGGUUCAAUUUCUUGUUCAUGGACUUGAACAAUUAGUUAUGCUUUUCUGUUUAUUCUAAUAAUUUAUUUCAUUCUCUCAGUUUUA